AUGCAGACAAGAUCGGCCAGUGCAGCAGGUAGACCUAUCCUAGGGCAUAGUGGGGCAGUACUCACUACCACAGCUGUAACUGUUAGCAAUGUCACUACUACAGCCGCCAGCAUUCUAACUUCCACAUCAAAUAUUAUGACAACCGCUCAUAAUGUACCCCUUACCACCCAUAGUGUCAUUACAGGAGCCACAAACGCUCCUCCGUCAGACCUGAACAUACCAGCAACUUCCGCCUUGUCAUCAGCUGCGCCACCACUUCCCUCCGGCAUACAAGAAGCCUCAAACUCUUUUAACACCUCAUUAUGGUCGCAUGGAAGUGUUGCAUCUCCAAGUUACAGUGUCUUGACAGGACUGCAAAAACUGCAGAGCAGGCCUGGAAUUCCGCCAGCAGAUCCAGUAGUCAGUGCAGGGGUCAAAGAGAUCAUCAACUCGGCCAUCGCCUUGUCACAGCUGCAGUACCGUCAGCAAGAAGAAGAGAGGUUGAGAGCUCUUAUACCUCGUAUUGCCGAAGCCACCAGGUGUUCAUUGAUAAUGGGUAACGAUCCAGGAAACAAUUUGUUUCCACCAUCCCACUUGACGAUGUCGGCAGCGACACAUGCACCGGACCGCUCCUCGUUGGAGUCAGCCAUCGUCACUUCAGCAGCGUUGGCGUCAGGCUUAAGAGCGCAACAUUCACAUGUGGCCAUGGGACAUCCACCGCCCUUGUCACAACAAUCAAACUUUGGUUAUCCUCCAGUUCCGAUGGUAAACCCACAACAACCUGUGACGAGUGUACCAGUAUCUGCGUUUAACCAGCCACCACCAAAUCUUGCAGUACCUCCGCCAAAUUUCGCAUUGCAUUCAGCACGGAGUACGCAGCCACCAGAAAGAUUACCGAACAGCUAUAACAUUAGACAGCCAGGAAAUUUACGUGCAGAGCCUUCGGGACGGUGCAAUCUCGAAAAAUGGGGAGUGCGUUUCGAUGGAACGGACAAGACUAUGAAUGUCCAGGAAUUCAUUUUUCGAGAAGGAGCGCUCAUGAAAGACUACAAUUGUCCCGAGGAGGAGUUCGUGACCAAGUUUCACCAGCUGUUAGACCCACCCGCAUUAGACUGGUACUGGAAUAGCCGGAAGUUCAUGCCGUUCCGGACGUGGCGCGAGAUAGAGAGAGCACUCUUGAUGCAAUACCAGCGCUUUGAAAAUGAAUUUCAAAUCCAAAUGCAGAUCCUUAACCGGCGACAGUUACCGCAGGAGACCUUUGAUGAGUUUUACAAUGCCGUUCUUAAACUCCGUACUCAGCAAGAGACGCCUUAUAAAGAGCAAGAAAUGGUUGAAAUUAUGAGAGGAAAUCUUAAGCCAGCCCUUGCCCAGAUGAUAUUUUCGGCGCAAAUUCAAGAUUUGGGGGAGUUCUAUAGACAGGUGAAACGAGCUGAAACCUUAAUUGCGAGCCAUAGGCAGCAGAGGUAUGCCGUGCCCCAGAGAGUUCAUGAGCUUGAUUGGCAACAAAAUGAAGAAUUUUCAGCGGAACCGAUGCAUUUACAGGCACAACAACACCACAUAGUGCAGACUCAGCAACAGCAAGUGCAUAUACAGCACCAGCAUUUGCAACAACGCCAACAGCCAGUGGCACAACAUUUUCAGCCACUGCUGUCGGAACACACAAACCGCCACUAUGUACAAAUCCAACAACAGCCAAUUUCACAUCAUAUCCAGCACCAGCAGUCUCAACAACACCAACAGCCAGUGGCACUACAUUUUCAGCCACAGCUGUCGCAACAUACAAACCACCACUUUAUAGAAAUUCAACAACAGCCAGUUUUACAUCAUAUUCAGCAACAACAGGAAGAACAAAAUCACCAAUCCAAUCUCAAUUUGAGGCAGAGUAAAGACAGUGAUCGCGUAACGGGUGUGGAAUCAAGCUAUGAAAAUGAGGAAAAUGAUGAACCGAUGCAUUUACAGGCACAACAACACCACAUAGUGCAGGCUCACCUACAGCAAGUGCAUAUACAGCACCAGCAUUUGCAACAACACCAACAGCCAGUGGCACAACAUUUUCAGCCACUGCUGUCGGAACACACAAACCGCCACUAUGUACAAAUCCAACAACAGCCAGUUUCACAUCAUAUCCAGCACCAGCAGUCUCAACAACACCAACAGCCAGUGGCACUACAUUUUCAGCCACAGCUGUCGCAACAUACAAACCACCACUUUAUAGAAAUUCAACAACAGCCAGUUUUACAUCAUAUUCAGCAACAACAGGAAGAACAAAAUCACCAAUCCAAUCUCAAUUUGAGGCAGAGUAAAGACAGUGAUCGCGUAACGGGUGUGGAAUCAAGCUAUGAAAAUGAGGAAAAUGAUGAACCGAUGCAUUUACAGGCACAACAACACCACAUAGUGCAGACUCACCAACAGCAAGUGCAUAUACAGCACCAGCAUUUGCAACAACGCCAACAGCCAGUGGCACAACAUUUUCAGCCACAGCUGUCGGAACACACAAACCGCCACUAUGUACAAAUCCAACAACAGCCAGUUUCACAUCAUAUCCAGCACCAGCAGUCUCAACAACACGAACAGCCAGUGGCACUACAUUUUCAGCCACAGCUGUCGCAACAUACAAACCACCACUUUAUAGAAAUUCAACAACAGCCAGUUUUACAUCAUAUUCAGCAACAACAGGAAGAACAAAAUCACCAAUCCAAUCUCAAUUUGAGGCAGAGUAAAGACAGUGAUCGCGUAACAGGUGUGGAAUCAAGCCAUGAAAAUGAGGAAAAUUAUGAAGGUGGUACAUCAUAA
This is a messenger RNA of Musca domestica (house fly), 2772 nucleotides long. RefSeq lists its product as uncharacterized. The record is from RefSeq and is a predicted model, not a curated record. The coding region runs from base 1 to 2772 and encodes 923 amino acids. Lineage: Eukaryota; Metazoa; Arthropoda; Insecta; Diptera; Muscidae. The transcript has 7 exons.